AUGGCUGCCAGAGGCCCAGCAGGCUCCCGCGUUGGGAACUCUCGAUUUGCGCAGUUCAAGCUAGUAUUAUUAGGAGAAUCUGCCGUGGGAAAGAGUUCCAUCGUCUUGCGCUUCGUCAAGGACCAGUUCGAUUCUUACAGAGAGAGCACGAUUGGUGCCGCUUUCUUAACACAAACAAUAUCACUCGACGAGAACACCACCGUCAAGUUCGAGAUAUGGGAUACCGCCGGGCAGGAGAGAUACAAAUCCUUGGCACCUAUGUACUACCGGAAUGCCAACUGUGCUGUGGUGGUUUAUGAUAUUACACAAGCGUCAUCACUGGAUAAGGCAAAGCAAUGGGUAAAAGAGCUGCAACGGCAGGCAAACGAGAACAUUAUCAUCGCUUUGGCAGGAAACAAGUUGGAUUUGGUCACUGAGCAACCUGAUAAGCGGGCAAUUCAGACCGCCGACGCCGAAGCAUAUGCUAGGGAAGCAGGGCUGCUUUUCUUCGAAACAUCAGCCAAGACAGCCGAGAACGUCCGAGAACUAUUUACAUCGAUUGCGAAGAAGCUACCCUUAGACCAGGCGGGACCGAGGAACCCAAGAUCCGGUGGACGAGGAGGUGUUGAGCUACGACCUGAUACUCCAGGAACCCAGGCGGGAGGUCCUUGCAGCUGUUAG
Molecule: messenger RNA, 660 nt
Organism: Lachnellula hyalina
Lineage: Eukaryota; Fungi; Ascomycota; Leotiomycetes; Helotiales; Lachnaceae
Gene: ypt5
Product: GTP-binding protein ypt5
Exons: 5
Coding region: 1-660 (219 amino acids)
Molecular function (GO): GTP binding; GTPase activity
Source: RefSeq, a predicted model, not a curated record